AUGAGAGAACUGCCUGAAACAAUUGAGGUAUACCAUGAACUUGUAGGAAGACAGAUACAAGAUAUAUUACAAGAGAAUAAAGAACUAAAAGCAAAGCUUGAAAGACAAGAAAGUGAGCUAAGAUCUAUUAGGAUACAAUAUAAAUCGGACAUUCAGGCAUUGAGAGAUGAAGCUAACGAAUUAGAAACAAUAAAUAAUGAAUUUCAAGAAAUCAUACAACACAUUGGAAUACCACCAAAGAGCAAGGUCCAGAAGGACAAGGUAUUAAAUUCGAGAGAAAGGUUACCAAUGACUCCGCUUACCAACAAAAAACGUAAAUUGAGUGAGGUAGAUGAAACUAUUUCAGAAGAAGACUCGCCCUUGAGCCAGACAGCGAAGCCAUCACAACACGGUGCAGAUUCAAAACAUAAUGCCAUAAGCAAUUCUUUGCUGUUACCUACACAGCUUUCGUCUGACUCGAAUGCUUCUAUCGAACGACCAGCUUAUAAUAAAGAUGAAAAUGGUUCACCUAGGUUAAUGUAUCAAGGAAAACCAUUUGAUAGGAAUGACUACACCGAAUCACAGUUUGAUAUGUUGCCAACUCAAUACUCAUCGCAAGACAACGAAGAUGAAAUAGAUCUCUCCAAAAAACUGGAGCCUAAGAGCGAGGCGUCAAAAAUAGUAAUUAAAGAAGAAAAUAAAGAAAACUUUGAUGAAAUAGAAGAUUCACAAGACGAGUUCCCACUAGAUAGCCUUGACCUAAUCAAAAAGCCACCAACUAAAAUUAAAAGAGAGCCACUCGAAGAUAUUACAUCUAAGUUUAAUUCUAAAUCACAGUCACAAACAUAUCCCAAAGUUCCUACGCAUUAUACAAAGCUACAGAGGAGAGCAUACUUGAAAGAUUACUACGAAUCAAAAUUUAAGAAUUCUCCUGAAUUCAAGAUCAACCUCAAUUCCAAUCCUAUAAAUGAAAUGGACUGGAUUAUUAACGAUUUUAAACCGAACCCAAAUUAUGUAACGCCAAACCAAAUAAAGGGAACUGCUCUUUCCAAAAAUGCACAAAAUAAUGUCAAUAAAUUCUAUCAAUUGGCUGGCCCAUUACCAAAAGUUACCCAGUUAACAUGGAAUAAUGAAGUGAUAGAAAGCGAUAAUGACUCAAUAGAAUUAUCAGAAUCUCAGGUCUUAGAUAAAUAUCCUUCGCCUCCCGGAUUUAUGGUCAGUGAAUUUCCUGAUACCCAAGAACAACAGUUGCGGAAUCGGAUAAUCGAUGAGCGGCAGGAGGAUAGAAUAAAAAGGAGAAUUAAGCAAUGCAUAAGAAGUUCAAAGAAUAAAAAUGGUGAAUUUGUAUUCCAAGUCGAUAUUUUGAAUAAAUUUGUUCAGCAAAAUAGAUUCACAUACGAUUACUGA
Messenger RNA from Debaryomyces fabryi, 1386 nucleotides. Its product is annotated as ssDNA endodeoxyribonuclease. The transcript has a single exon. Lineage: Eukaryota; Fungi; Ascomycota; Pichiomycetes; Serinales; Debaryomycetaceae. The record is from RefSeq and is a predicted model, not a curated record. Bases 1 to 1386 code for a protein of 461 amino acids.